Molecule: messenger RNA, 1946 nt
Organism: Pelmatolapia mariae (spotted tilapia)
Lineage: Eukaryota; Metazoa; Chordata; Actinopteri; Cichliformes; Cichlidae
Gene: rnls
Product: renalase, FAD-dependent amine oxidase
Exons: 7
Coding region: 931-1836 (301 amino acids)
Cellular component (GO): extracellular region
Molecular function (GO): oxidoreductase activity, acting on NAD(P)H
Source: RefSeq, a predicted model, not a curated record
CGUUUGACCCCGGGAAAGUUUUUGUUCGUCCUUCUGUGUGUCGGUUUCGUAACUCGUUCGGACCCGGUCUCUGCAGGUUUAGCCUGGCUCGGUUCGCGCGCUAACAUGUCCCGGGUUCUGAUCGUGGGAGCGGGCCUGACGGGCAGCUUGUGCGCAUGUCUGCUGAGGAGAGAGCUGCAGAACACGGUUCGGAUUGUGGUGUGGGACAAAGCGAGGGGCGCAGGUGAGACAGACAGAAGUCCGUUCAUGAAACUGCACAGUUUCCGUUUCCGGUGCCGUGACGGGAAGACGGACACGCCGCAGAACAUCAGUGACGCGUUUUUGUACCAGAGAAGCCUCCUCUGUAACUCGGCUCGGCUGUGAUCAGUGUUCAUACGUCACUUUGUGCAAAUAACGUUAUAGCACGAGUUUGUCACCUGCUGAGGGCGAAUGACGUCAGUAUAUAGCAGGUAGCUGUCAUCCCCACAGACACCCUCACCUGUAACAGAAACAGGAACUUCCACCAGCAUCUGUUUACACUCACCUGACAUUUCAUUAGGUACACUGGUGCCAGGUCAGACCCCCUGUAAUUCUUCGUGUACAUCAUCUUCAUCAUCCUGAGGCUCAGUUUGAACAGAUGAUGAAAUUCCAGCUGCCAGAUUAAAAAGAGGGCUGUCACCCAUAAUCAGGUUUUGAUGAAUAACAACAUGAUGAAGGCAGAUCUGGUUUAUUUGGGAGUUUGUGUAAUUUGAUUGUGUUGAACAUCAUAAAACCGCCUGUCAUGAACUGUCUGCCAUCACAUUCACCUACAGACGGGAUUCAUGUCACGGGAUAUCCCUGAAUAAUAAACACACUGGCUGAUGACCCCACUUUACUUUAAAAAACACUAAAUUCCGACUGCAUUACAAACCGUAAACACUUUCUCAGAGCUCCAGAGUCACAGGCGGCAGGAUGUCCACCAGCCGCGCUCCCGACGCCUCGUCUCAAUCGGCUGAUCUGGGAGCGCAGUACAUCUCAGCCACGCCCACCUAUGCUUGCUCCCACCACAGGUUUUACUCUGAGCUCCUGUCUGCGGGCCUCCUGCAGCCCCUCGACUGUCCCAUCGAAGGUCUGAAGGACCACGAGGGCACCGAGAACUACGUGACGCCACUGGGCACGAGCAGCAUCGUCAAGCACUUCCUGUCACAGUCAGGAGCCAAUUUGUUCCUUGAGCAUCACGUGACCGGCCUGUAUCGCCGUGGUGCAUCGUGGGAGGUCGAGAGGAAGGCAGGAGCCAGCGAGACGUUUGACGCCGUCGUCCUGACAAUGCCGGUCCCUCAGAUCCUGCAGCUGCAGGGAGACCUGGGACAAUUGCUGUCUGUCCAGCAGAGGCAGCAGCUGGAGGGCGUUGUCUACUCGUCCCGCUUCGCCCUCGCGCUCUUCUUCCCCCCCGACGCCGUCCUGAAAGUUCCCUGGGGGGCAAAGUACGUCACGGACAGCAGCUGCAUCUGCUACGUCGCCGUGGACUCCAAGAAGCGCGGUGCAGACGCUCCGGGCCGCGGCCCCUCCCUCGUCGUACAUACCGGCGUCCCUUUUGGCCUGGAACACCUGGAGCGAGACAAGGAGGAUGUCCAGCCAAUCAUCUUGCGGGAGCUGCACAGGCUGCUGCCUGGCCUGCCUCAACCAAUCAGCAUCAAGUGUCAGAAGUGGCGGUACUCACAGGUGCAGACCUCAGUGCCUGACUGUCCGGGUCACAUGACCAUCCUGGACGAGCCGCUGCUUGUCUGCGGCGGCGACGCCUUCACCCACUCCAACUUUGAUGGCUGCGUGGAGUCCGCACUGAGCAUGCUCAGAGUGCUUAAGGCCAAAUUUGCCUGAUCGAUCAUUAAACUGAUCAAUCACAAUGUUUCUUCUGUCGAUCAAUCAACUGCAGAUUUGUGAGCUUGUGCUGCGUUCACUAACGUUAUUAAAAAGUUUGUUAAAACCAU